Acyrthosiphon pisum (pea aphid) is the source of this 990-nucleotide messenger RNA. RefSeq names its product protein DENND6B-like. The record is from RefSeq and is a predicted model, not a curated record. The transcript has 3 exons. NCBI's taxonomy places the organism in Eukaryota, Metazoa, Arthropoda, Insecta, Hemiptera, Aphididae. Bases 326 to 547 code for a protein of 73 amino acids.
UAAUCGAUACAUUCGUCUGUUGCUCGUAAUAAUAUCCGAAAAAUUGUCGUUCUCUUGUUUCAAGAUCUGAAGGACGGACUCGCGGCCCUACGACGGACACACACGAGAAAACUCUUGAAGCUGUCGAGAGCUAGUGUGUCGCCUAGAACGGUGGACUCGAGUAUUCGACCACCGAUGUUCUGAGUGAGGUACCUACCUAGUCACCAUCAGUUUGUGACGAAAACUUUUGUUUGCUGCUGCCCCCGUUCCAUAUGAUUGCUUCGCUGACAUUUUCGAAUAUGGCGCCAUCGAUACGAACAUUAAACACGACAAGCCUACUCAUGAAAUGCUGUCGGAUUGGAGCCAGUGCAUUUGCGUCGUUACCUUUGACCUGGAGUUUGGCCCGGUGGUCGAGUUGGUCUACCCCAACGACAUAAAAUUAUCCGAGGAAGAACUAACCUCUGUUACCUGGCGUUUCCCAACUCCAAUUCUAGAUGCAUGGGAGUCACUCAAUUCCAUGUCAAGUAAAAGUGUUCUCAACCUUCAAAUCUUAAUCAACUCCAUAUAAGCAAUAUCGCAAAAUUUCCAGUUUUUUUACAAGCUGAUCAUCGUUGUUUGUAUAGGUUUGUUUUCAUUCGACAAAUCAAAGAUAUGUCUCUUUCACGGGGAUAUUUUCAAGAAGUAUGUUAAACCGUUUGUUUUCUAUAAUGCACUAAUAUCUUAUAAGAAUAAAAAACAGUAUGAUAUUGUCAGAAAGCUUACUGAUUCAGAGAUGAAUUUACAUUAUUUACGGGUAAAAAAACAAUUCUAUUUGGGUAAAUGACCAAUUAAAUAUUAGUACAGCUCUGAAUAACUUAAAUCACUUAGUAAAUUGUGUCUUAAUUUUUUUCUUAUUAACCCUGUACAUAUUUUUAAUAUGAAAUAUAUUACAUUAUCUACAUAAUGGUUAGGUUUCUGUUUGUAGGUCAAAAAUAAUAUAUAUAAGAUGAUUGUUGUGAUAUCUCUGUAUAU